Messenger RNA from Nannospalax galili (Upper Galilee mountains blind mole rat), 4561 nucleotides. RefSeq names its product zinc finger protein 585A. The record is from RefSeq and is a predicted model, not a curated record. Gene Ontology annotation, molecular function: RNA polymerase II cis-regulatory region sequence-specific DNA binding; DNA-binding transcription factor activity. Gene Ontology annotation, biological process: regulation of transcription by RNA polymerase II. Lineage: Eukaryota; Metazoa; Chordata; Mammalia; Rodentia; Spalacidae.
AGGGUCUUGAGAUCUGAGACGGUCAAGCCAUUCUAGAGAUUGUUUCCGGUCAGCUCCUGGAGUGAUUGGGACAUUUCCAUCCGGAAUUCUCGACCUAGGUUAGCGGAAGUCCCAGGGAGCCCGCGCAGAGGCGUGGAGGCGCAAGUGAGACUCUGGAGUCUGGACUGCUAAUUCAGGCUGCUGGAUUUCCUCUUAUGCCACAACCAGCUUGUGCAGAUCAGAAACUGCCUGGAGCCUCCACCCCCCAACCCAGGUGUGGCUGCUGGGAACACUGGAUGUGCUACCAAGAAGGACCAAGAGCAAACAUCCACAGGAGCCAUGCCUGCAGGAGUGAGUCCAUCCCAGAAGGCCCAGGUCCCAGGACCAGAAGUGCAGAGUCCACCAUGGAAGAGGUUGGUGUCGUUUGAGGACGUGACUGUGGACUUCAGCCGGGAGGAGUGGCAGCACCUGGACCCCGCCCAGAGACGCCUGUACCAGGACGUGAUGCUGGAGAUCUACAGCCACCUCGUGUCAGUGGGGUAUGCUACUCCGAGGCCUGAGGCCUUCUUCGGGAUGAAGAAAGCAAAGGAGGCACUACAGGAGGAGGCUGACUUUCCAAGCCAGAGGUGUGGAGAAGGUGAUUUGAGGCUUGACACUCCACAGCAGGAGGCUCCUGGGAAACUUUCCUUUCAAGAUGUCUUGACUAGUGAAGUCACAAGAGGUGGUUCAUUGUGUUCCAUCUGGGGACUGUGGCAGGAUGCUGGCCCUACAGAGAGAGAUCAGCAAAACCAGAUCCCACCUCUGAGACCCGGUGAUUUCAUCAACAAGAGAACUCAGAGCACAGACAGGAAUUGUGAAUGUGAAGAGGCCGAGGAACGUGUUCCUGUGGGGCCUCACCGCAUUUCCACACAGAACAGACCUCCAAACUCUGAAUCAUUAGCAGGAACUUUGAACCCUCACCUAGAAGCAGAUGGUCGGAAUCAAAGCAGUGUCAGAAAACAGCUUAAUGGCCAUGUUACUCCUGGAGAGCUCUUUACAAGUGGCUUUUCUAAUGCUAACUGUGUCAUUACUCACAGAGGAGAGAAAUCUUGCAAACACAUUCAGUGCAAAGUUCUCAGCCAUGAGCAACCACUUAUGCAGAAUCAAAUUCACUCUCAGGAGAAUCCAGAUAUAAAUACUGAAUCUGGCAAAGUCUUGAAUUGCAGGUCAGUUUUCAAUCAGCACCAGAUAAGCCAUAAUAUGGAGAGACAGUUUUUCUGUCCCAAAUGUGGAAAGGCCUUCCUCCAGAGGUCAGAGUUCACAACCCAUAAGCAAACUCAUGCUGGAGAGAAACCUUAUGAAUACCAAAUCCAUGGGAAUUUGUUCAGCCAUCAAUCCAAACUGAAUGUGCAUCAUCAGAUUCACUCGGGGGAGAGACGUUAUGUGUGUUUUGAAUGUGGCAAGGCUUUCCAGCAGAAGUCAGUACUCAGGGUACACCAGAGAAUUCACACAGGGGAGAAGCCUUACAAAUGUACUCACUGUGGGAAAGCCUUAGCCUCUAAGGCCCAACUCCAAGAACAUGAGCGGAUUCACACAGGAGAGAAGCCCUAUGUGUGCACUGAAUGUGGAAAGGCCUUCCGUGGUAGGUCAAUUUUCCGGAAACAUAAGAUAACUCAUGCUCCAGAAAGACGUUUUGUCUGUCGAAAAUGUGGGAAGGCCUUCCUCCAGAAGUCAGAGUUGACAGCCCAUCAGCGAACUCACGUAGGAGAGAAGCCUUAUCAGUGCCAAGACUGUGGGAAGUUGUUCGCUAGACCAUCUGAACUGAAAAUGCAUCGUCGAAUUCACACAGGCGAAAAGCCUUAUGAGUGCCAAGAAUGUGGGAAAUUUUUCAGUACAACAGCCCAGCUGAAGGUGCAUCAUCGGAUUCACACAGGUGAGAGGCCUUACAAAUGUAGCGACUGUGGAAGAAGCUUCACCCAAAAGGCACAUCUCAAUAUGCACCUGAAAGUUCAUACUGAAGAAAAACAUGAUGUGGAGAGGCUCCGUGUAUACCAUGAGAGUGGGAGAGCCUUCAGGAAGGAGACAGAGCUCAGCAGGCAGCGAAGAAUUCACACAGGGGAGAAGUCUUACAAGUGCAGCGACUGUGGGAAAGCCUUCGCCUCUAAGUUCCCACUACGAGAGCAUGAACGGGUUCACACCGGAGAGAAGCCCUAUGUGUGCACUGAAUGUGGGAAGGCCUUUGCUGCUAAGUCAAAUUUCCAUAGACAUAAGAUGACUCAGUGUGGGGCAAGCCAUUUUGUCUGUCACAAAUGUGGGAAAGCCUUCCUCCGAAAGUCAGAGUUGAUAGCCCAUAGGCAAUCCCACUCUGGAGAGAAACCUUAUGGAUGCCAAGUUUGUGGGAAAUUGUUCCGUAGACCAUCUGAACUGAAGAUGCAUUGUCGAAUUCACACAGGUGAGAAGCCUUAUGAAUGUAGCACCUGUGGAAAAGCCUUCACCCUAAAGGGACACCUCAAAAUACACCUGAAAGUUCAUACUAAAAGAAAGCAUCACUCAGUGAAACACCAUGUAUGCCAUCAGGGUGGGAGAGCUGUCCAGAAGGAGUCUGUACUCGGCAAGCACCAAAGAAUUCACCCUGGUGAGAAGCCUCACAAAUGCAGUGACUGUGGGAAGGCCUUUACUCAGAAGUCAGUACUUAGAAUUCAUCAGAGACUUCACACUGGCGAGAAGCCUCACAAAUGCAGUGACUGUGGAAAAGCCUUUGCCUUCAGGGCCCGACUCCAAGAGCAUGAGCGAAUUCACACAGGAGACAAACCCUUUGUGUGUACUGAAUGUGGCAAGGCCUACAGUAGCAGGUCAGGUUUGCAUAGACAUAAGAUGACUCACAGUGGAGCAAGACCUUUUGUCUGUCAGAAAUGUGGGAAGGCCUUUCUCCAGAAGUCACACUUGACAUUCCAUCAGCGGACUCACACUGGAGAGAAGCCGUAUAAGUGCCAAGACUGUGGGAAAUUGUUCACUAGAAUAUACCAGCUAAAGGUGCAUUGUCGCAUUCACACAGGUGAGAAGCCUUACGAAUGCCAAAAGUGUGGCAAAGCCUUCACUCUAAAGGCACACCUCAAUAUACAUCUAAAAGUCCACACUGAAGGAAAGCAUCAUGUGUGCCGAGAGUGUGGGAGAGCCUUCAAGGACGAGUCACUGCUCCACGAGCACCAGAGACUUCACAUGGGGGAGAAGCCUUACAAAUGCACUCACUGUGGGAAAGCCUUCGUCUCUAACUUCCGACUCCAAGAGCAUGAACGGAUUCACACGGGAGAGAAACCCUAUGUGUGCACCGAAUGUGGGAAGGCCUUCACUGCUAGAUCAAACUUCCAUAGUCAUAAGAUGACUCACACUAGGAAGGUGUUCUGCAUGCACAAGUGUGGGAAAGCCUUCCUCCAGAAGUCAGUAUUGACAUCCCAUCAACAAACUCAACGCCAGAGAAAAGUCUUGUGAAUGCCAUAAGUGAGGUCUCAUCAUCAGCACUUCUCACUGAAGGCGCACCGUAGAAUUCACACAAGUGCAAUCCUGUGUGUCUUCUGAGUAAAGGGAGGUCUUCGACAACAAAUCUUACCAAGAAAUCAUUUCCCUAUCCAUCACCAUGUUUCCCAAGUACAAUUAUCCUCCUGGCGUUACCUGAAAAAGAGAACAGUUUAUGAGAUCUAAUUGCACAUGACACAAUUCAUAGAGAAUGCCUAGUUCUUCAUUUCUUUUUAACACAUUAUGAGGCAUUAAAAAAAAUCACAAAAUAAUUUGUAAUAAUAAGCACGUGCCCAUAUUUGUAGUACUGUGCUAAAAAGUGAUUUUACCAGGCAUAGCGCACACCUUUAGUCCCAGCAGGAGGCAUAGGCUGGAGGAGCUCUGUGAGAUAGAGGCCAGCCUGGUCUUUGUGGUGAUUCCAGGCCUGCUGGAGCUACAGGGAGACCCUAUCUCAAAAAGACUUUUCUUUUUUAAAAAGUGGGAUUUUAGCUAGGCAUGGAGACACAUUCUUUUAGUCCCAACACUCAGGAGGCAGAAGCAGGCUGAUCUUUGUGAGAUCGAAGCUAGCUGGGGCUAUCUGAAGACCCUGUCUAAAAAAAAUAAAAUUGCGAUUUCAUUUCAGAAUAAAACCCUAAUGAUUUUGAGAACAAAAGCCUUUUAUAGAAAAUGAUAUAAUUUGUUGCUAGUGUAUUUAUAACAGAGUUUUAAAGAAACUGUCCAUAAUGUUCCUGUUUAUAGAAUACCAGUGUUUCUAAAAUGCCAGCGAUGUGAAGUAUAGAGUAAUAUUAUGUAUGGAUCUGUAUCUGUAAUGUAUGUAUACUUAUUGCUUGUGUAUCUAGGUUUAUUUGUAUAUAACUAUGGUCUCAGCAUUUAUAUAUGUAUGCAUAUGUGUUUACACAGUAUAGUAGGCUAUACAACAGCGUUCACUGUCUAAUAGCAUAUAAAUUACAGGGGUUUUUUUAAAGAAUGUAGUUUCUGCUUACCAAAUUUAUUUCCUAAUGAAAGUACAUGAUCUGAUAUUAUCAACCUUUGUGAAUGUCAUUGUACCUUUCUUAGGUCUUUGCAUAAAUGUGAUUCUGUGGUGAUUGAU